UUGAAUCCGGCUUCUCCCGGGAGCGCAGGGCGCACACAGGGUUAAGUCAGGUCCCUCCCCCGUCGGAGGGAGGGGCAGGGAAGUGGGGGGAAAGCAGCCCAGUGUCUCCGGCUGGGUACCUUGUAGUUAGUUGUACGUUGGAAACCUGUCGCCGUCACUUUCGAGUUUGGCAUCUUCCAUGGUCGCCGCAGAGGAACGAGCGCUCCGAGACGACAUCGGUGGCCGAAGUCCCCGCGCCACGGCUCCGAGCUGCUACCGCGCGGGUGCGUCUCUGGUCCUAGGUCCGGGGUAACCAGCAGCAGCGAGGCCACAGCUCCGCGCCGGCCGCCGUGCCCACCCAGCCCCGGGACCAGGUUGGCAGUUCUCAACGAUGGGCAGGAGGGACCUUGGCGGCGACCCCUAAAACAAUACCAUGCCCCGGGAGCCCCGCUGCUGCCGCGCCAGCUUCUUUCCUUUCCACCUCCCCGACCCGGUCGGAUUCGGAUGAGCCCGCGACAAGGAGACGCGGACACCAGGUUGCGGAUCAAGCUUAACCGAGAAGGUCAUAGGUUGACUAACGCUGACCGGAACUACAACCAGAGAAGGGUCUUCCGCCUGCCCAGCUGGGCCCCUAUUGAGCGCUCAUAACUCGGCUUCCUUUGUUGCCUGUGCAGAAAAUUAUUGCUUGGAGCAUCUGUAUAGAAAAUUUUCUCUGUUGAAGUUUUUUUUUCCUUUCUUUUCUUUUUUUCUUUUUUCUUUUUUUUGCACAUGGAGGACAAUAGUAAGGAGGGCACCACAGGCUCAUAAGACCAGAGGCCGCAGGAAGAUCUUUCUAGCGUGGGCCUUUGGGACUUUUCCUCUGGUUGGAUUUCUGGACUUCGACAGAUCCCAUCCAAUCAUUUUGCUUUUGCUUUUUUUUCUUCUUCUUCAUCUUUUUCUUUUGCUCAGCACAUUGUAUUUCAUUUCUGGACUUCAGAAAUGGGCCUGCAGACCACACAGUGGCCCAGCCAUGGGGCCUUCCUCCUGAAAUCUUGGCUUCUCAUUUCCCUGGGGCUCUACUCGCAAGUGUCCAAACUCCUGGCGUGCCCCAGCGUGUGCCGCUGCGACCGGAACUUCGUCUACUGCAACGAGCGCAGCUUGACCUCAGUGCCUCUUGGGAUCCCGGAGGGCGUAACCGUACUCUACCUCCACAACAACCAAAUCAAUAACGCGGGGUUCCCUGCAGAACUGCACAACGUCCAGUCGGUGCACACGGUCUACCUGUACGGCAACCAACUGGAUGAGUUCCCCAUGAACCUGCCCAAGAACGUCCGCGUCCUCCACUUGCAGGAGAACAACAUUCAGACCAUCUCACGGGUGGCUCUCGCCCAGCUCCUGAAGCUGGAAGAGCUCCACCUGGAUGACAACUCCAUCUCCACGGUGGGGGUGGAAGACGGGGCCUUCCGGGAGGCCAUCAGCCUCAAGCUGCUGUUCCUCUCCAAGAACCACCUGAGCAGCGUCCCCGUCGGGCUCCCCGUGGACUUGCAGGAGCUGCGAGUGGAUGAGAACCGGAUCGCUGUCAUCUCAGACAUGGCCUUUCAGAACCUCACGAGCUUGGAGCGCCUCAUUGUGGACGGGAACCUCCUGACCAACAAGGGCAUCGCCGAGGGCACCUUCAGCCAUCUCACCAAGCUCAAGGAGUUCUCCAUGGUGAGGAACUCGCUCUCCCACCCCCCGCCCGAUCUCCCAGGGACGCAUCUGCUCCGGCUGUAUCUGCAGGACAACCAGAUCAACCACAUCCCCCUGACCGCCUUCGCCAACCUCCGCAAGCUGGAGCGCCUGGACAUCUCCAACAACCAGCUGCGCGCGUUGACCCAAGGGGUCUUCGACAACCUCGCCAACCUGAAGCAGCUGACGGCGCGGAAUAACCCGUGGUUCUGUGACUGCAGCAUUAAGUGGGUCACCGAGUGGCUCAAAUACAUCCCUUCCUCCCUCAACGUGCGCGGCUUCAUGUGCCAGGGCCCCGAGCAGGUCCGGGGGAUGGCCGUCAGGGAGCUGAAUAUGAAUCUUCUGUCGUGCCCCACCACGACCCCGGGCCUGCCUGUCUUCACCCCAGCGCCCAGCACCGCGGCUCCGACCACUGAGCCGCCCACUCCCGCUGUCCCCACCCCUGGCAAAAGCUACCCGCCUCCGACUCCGACCACCUCCAGACUCCCCACGAUCCCCGACUGGGAUGGCAGAGAAAGAGGGACCCCGCCCCUUGCGGAGCGGAUCCAGCUGUCCGUGCAUUUUGUGAACGACACUUCCAUUCAAGUCAGCUGGCUGUCUCUGUUCGCGGUGAUGGCCUACAAACUCACGUGGGUGAAAAUGGGCCACAGUUUAGUCGGGGGCAUCGUUCAGGAGCGCAUCGUCAGUGGGGAGAAGCAGCAUCUGAGCCUGGUCAACUUGGAGCCCCGAUCCACCUACCGGAUCUGCCUGGUGCCCCUGGAUGCUUUUAACUACCGGGCCGUGGAGGACACCGUUUGCUCGGAGGUCACCACCCUCGCCUCGUAUUUGAACAACGGCAGCAACACUGCCUCCAGCCACGAGCAGACGACGCCCCACAGCCUGGGCUCCCCGUUCCUGCUGGCGGGCCUGAUCGGGGGCGCCGUGAUCUUUGUGCUCGUGGUCUUGCUCAGCGUGUUUUGCUGGCACAUGCACAAAAAGGGGCGCUACACGUCCCAGAAGUGGAAAUACAACCGCGGCCGGCGGAAAGAUGACUACUGCGAGGCGGGCACCAAGAAGGACAACUCCAUCCUGGAGAUGACGGAAACCAGCUUUCAGAUCGUCUCCUUAAAUAACGAUCAGCUCCUUAAAGGAGAUUUCAGACUGCAGCCCAUUUACACCCCAAACGGGGGCAUUAAUUACACAGACUGCCACAUCCCCAACAACAUGCGAUACUGCAACAGCAGUGUGCCAGACCUGGAGCACUGCCACACGUGACGGCCCGGGGCCAGCGUCACGCCGGCGCCCGGGGACACUCCCGGGAACACACACGUGUGCGCGCAUAGAGACACGCAGAUUACAUUUGAUAAAUGUUACUCAGAUGCAUUUGUGCAUUUGAAUACUCUGUAAUUUAUACGGUGUACUAUAUAAUGGGAUUUAAAAAAAGUGCUAUCUUUUCUAUUUCAAGUUAAUUACAGACGGUUUUGUAACUCUUUGCUUUUUAAAAUCUUACAAAAUAUAUAUAUAGUUGCUGAAGUACUGUACAGGGUUGUACAAAGAGAACCCAACGCCAAGGCGAGAGAACCGGUGAUUCUUCCUUCCGAUGCACAUUCACCACUUUGCUGUUGACGCUGUCAGGAUCCAUUCCUUUUCCUAGAGCUGGUGGUCAGAUGAAAGGGGCCAUGAAAAUGGACUCAUCGGGGUAGGAGAAAUAAUAGGGGUCAAACAAAGGAUGACCCAAAUAUCUUCAUGCUAUUUCUAUACUUCCUGGUCUGGAAGAAAAGUUAAAAAAAAAUGCCAAAAUCUAAGAAAGGAGGUAGUUACCCUGAUUUGAC
Molecule: messenger RNA, 3497 nt
Organism: Myotis davidii
Lineage: Eukaryota; Metazoa; Chordata; Mammalia; Chiroptera; Vespertilionidae
Gene: FLRT2
Product: fibronectin leucine rich transmembrane protein 2
Exons: 2
Coding region: 958-2940 (660 amino acids)
Molecular function (GO): protein binding
Source: RefSeq, a predicted model, not a curated record